Molecule: messenger RNA, 429 nt
Organism: Solanum verrucosum
Lineage: Eukaryota; Viridiplantae; Streptophyta; Magnoliopsida; Solanales; Solanaceae
Product: ninja-family protein AFP3-like
Exons: 3
Coding region: 1-429 (142 amino acids)
Biological process (GO): negative regulation of DNA-templated transcription; signal transduction
Cellular component (GO): nucleus
Source: RefSeq, a predicted model, not a curated record
AUGGGAACAUCAAAUGUAGAGAAUGAAAAUGUGGAACUGAAUGGUGGAUCGCAAGGAAGUGUUGCUUCAAGUGUAGUUGAGGUUGAAACCCAACAACCACCUACUCAAGUUCUCGAUGUGAAAUCAUCUUUCGUUGAACAGAAAUCACCUGUGUAUUCAGGGAAUUAUAUUGCUAAAGGGAAGAUCAAAAUCUUCAUGCUCAACCAUAUGACUUUUGUUUUCACAAGAGGUGAAGGACCAAAUGGAAAGAAGAUUGAAGGACUAUUAUACUCAUGUAAGAACAAAGAUGAAGCGGAGAAAGUUGGUCUUUGUCAUGGUGAUCUUCUAAAUGCAGUUGAGUUUGUCGAACACACCGAUGGAGGUUAUGUAGAACACCCUUUAAACUAUAUAUUUAUUGAUGGAAAAUAUAUUAAGAAGCAUUGUUAUUGA